Molecule: messenger RNA, 3963 nt
Organism: Nematostella vectensis (starlet sea anemone)
Lineage: Eukaryota; Metazoa; Cnidaria; Anthozoa; Actiniaria; Edwardsiidae
Product: peroxisomal N(1)-acetyl-spermine/spermidine oxidase
Molecular function (GO): oxidoreductase activity
Source: RefSeq, a predicted model, not a curated record
CACUUGUAUAGACCACGCGAAGAUUGGCUUCGUUGCCGAGAGUGCGUGUAUUGAAUGCUUGAGAUGCGGGAUUUUCCGGAUUUAACGGGUUUCUUCCGACUAUUAAAUAGAACUGCGCCGGUAGCGUAUUUAUCCAAUUCUUGUACGUGGCUUGGAGGGUAAAAACGUAGAAAAGAUGUGAUUUUAUAAGGUCUUGUAAAUGACCGAGUCGGUCAACUGUCCAGCAGGUAAAAUGACUCCAACCGACGCUGUCACUCCACUAGCUACAUAGGCUUGUACCUUAUUUGGUCGUAAUUACAUAUUAUCACCUUACGGUAACUAUUAACAGCCGUUUUAGCGUACGGUGAAAUUUAGAAUUCCCUAUAUCACUUAGUGGUUCUAAAUUUCACCGAACAUCGCUUAAACGGCCCCAAAUGCGUUCUAAAUCUCUUAAACGUGGAAAUAAUAGUCGGCUACAAGUACUCUAUCACGUUGGAUUGAAUUUAUUACAUUUUUAUGGCUAAAUACAAGGAUAAACAUAACGAGUCGCAUGCAAACCGGUAGUUCAAAAAUACUGCUGCCUCUGUGAUUGCUACGGAGUGACGUCAUAUUGCUGUCAUCGUACUGGAUUUGCGGUUUGAUAUUGGCACCAUAGGCGUUGGUAAACAAAACACUUGUAUCUUUGAGUCUGGUAAGUAUGAUAAGCAUUGCCUAGUUGAGGAUUUAACAUAUGCGACAAAACUUAAUAAAGAAGCGAGCGCAAUUUAUGAUACUUCGCCGGAAGAGCGUGAUAGCGUAGCUCACAUAUCACCGAAAAUCCUAGUCUCCUACGCUCUGCGUGACUCCGACGGGCGGCUGCAAAGGAGACUACGAAAAUCCAAGCUCCAAAACAAAUUAGAGGUAAAGUCUAGGCGCCUGGAGGUGGAUACAAUUUUGUAGGAUUUAUCUAUAUGGAGGAGUUUGUUUUUUAAUUUGACACGAGAGCACAUGCUUUUGGUUGCUGCCGCUUCUGUCGUAUUUGUCGUAUCAAUUUGCCCACCGACUGCGCAGACACAACUCAAUGCAACUCAUACAACUACUGGUUUCCAUAUGUCGUAUCAGUCGCUCCUACUUUAUCUGUUUACGGAGAAACAUGGCGGCAAUAAAUGAACGAGAAAGGCGUUUUGGCUUGUUAUCUACUUUAACGGGCUGUUCAACAAAGGAAAAGGGACAGAGGAGAACGCAGAACACGCAGAUUUCGGGAAGAGAGAAGAAGAGAGGAGCUUAGGCUGUUAAUGUCCUUGUAUUUUCGUUCCGCCUCGUCGGCAGAUAUGUGGAAUUAAUCGGUCAACUUCUUCCAGCAAUUUUCUCUAUGUUGUCUUUGAAAAAUUUGUGAUAGAGGCAUUCGAAUCGCUGCAGAGCUUCCAUGAACAGCGACACAGAGAACGCAUGUGUUUCUACCUUCGCCGCCAUGUUGGAAACGAAGUGCAUUGUGCUAAGAAUCGAAAUAAAGAUGUUACGAUCAUCACCACUGAGCUUGGGCCUAUUGACAUGUCAGGAUACCUGUGCGCAUGUCGAAUUAAAUAAUGUGAACAAAGACCCUGUCUUGCAAUCAGCCGUCAAAACAAGUCAAGCUCCUCCCAAGAGAGUUGCUGUCGUGGGUGCGGGGAUGGCUGGAUUUGCUGUCACAGUUGCUCUGGAGGAGAAGGGGUUUGAUGUAGUUCUUCUUGAGGCAUCAGACUACCUUGGUGGUCGAGUCAGGACAGUCAAGCCUUUUAAGGGAUUCCCCCCUGUUGAUCUUGGUGCAGAUUUUAUCCAUGGCUCGGAAAAUGUCAUUCAUGAUUUAGCACAUGAAAACAACUGGAAAAUAAAUGAGGGCUACGACGUAUCUAGCGACCCGUUUGAGUCUACACUUUACCACAACGGCGGACAGCGUCUCCUUCAUGGAACUGACCCAGAUAUCAGAAAAAUGCUCGAGGCUGAGGAACAGAUAACAAAAAUUGGAGAACAAUUAAACCUGGAGAGCACGAAUGGUCAUGAAAGUGUUGACCGAUGUGACAACAAUGCUGAUACGAAAGAAAUUUCUUGCUGUCAAACGAGACAAUGUGGAAUGCGCUGCACAUCUUGGAAUGCACAAGACAUGGAAACAUACACAUUCGAUAGGAUACACCUAUACAAGAAAAUAAAAGAACUAAAACAGAAAUGCAAAGAUGGUGAUGAAUUAAGAGCUGCCAUGCGUAAUCUUGAUAUCAGUCUAGCAACAUGGCUAACUAAACUGGGCGCGACCCGGUCAACGUGGGAUCUCAUGGAGUGUACGGUUGGGCAAAAUUAUGGAGCACCCCUCUCUAAGCUUGGGCUUCUUGGUGUUGCCGAAGAAAAGGGAUGUUGGGGUUAUGGUCCUGGUAACUACAGAUUUGAAGGAUCCUAUGAAGUGCUUGUUUCUCAUUUCCUGAAAAAAUGCCCUAUGACUGAUAUUAGGACCAACUGGCCAGUCAGGCAGAUUACCUGGUCAGGUCAAACUAGCUCGUCACAUGACCAGGAUAUGCAAGUGACUUUGAAAAGUAACAGUGGCGAAAUAAUAUCUGCAAACUAUGUCGUCAUCACAGUCCCUUUGACAAUCCUCAAGGAUGGCGAUAUCAUUUUCUCACCACCACUCCCAAGGGAAAAGGAAUUGGCCAUAGAAAGACUACACAUGAGUACGGCUUUAAAAAUUGUUUGUCGCUUUAAAAAACCCUUUUGGGGUCAGUCUAAGAUUGUUGAUGUGGCACAUGGAUUCAUAAGCCAAAUAUGGACUUAUACACGUGACCAGCACGUGGACGGCGAGGAAUGCCACGUGCUUGUGGGUUUCCAGUCUGCCGAGCAUGCAGCCCAGAAGGUUCACCUAGAGAAGGAGGUCGUCAGGGAUCGUUUCCUGGAGCAGCUUGAUCAAAUUUUUGGUUCCCAUGAAAACCCUCGCCCAGCCUCCCAAUGCUUUAUGAGUUGCGUGUACUACCAUUGGUCCAAACAUCCUUACGUCAGAGGUGGCUACAGUGCAUCCAGCGCGCAUGCGUACGGAAUGCGCAGCGAUCUUGCCAAACCUGUCAGCGGUCGCUUGUUUUUCGCGGGAGAGGCAACUCACGUGACAAACCCCGCUACUGUCCAGGCUGCUAUAGAGACCGGAAGGAGAGCUGCAUCUGAAGUUUUCCAAGUGGCAUCAUCUCCAAGCACAGCGGCAGUGAUGGCCUCGUUAUCUAGAACUUCACUUUGAGAAGCUUGAAAUAGUGCAAGUCUUAGGUGACACACAAGACAUGUUUUUGAAGACCCCAUCACGGUUUAAAGAACCGCGAUAGCUUAGUGGUGUGAUUUUCGCUUAUCAAUACUUUAAUUCAUAUUUCCCAGCGCCAUUUUGAAGAGUAACCCACUCUCUCGUUUGAGAGCGAAGCGGCUGUUGACCACGCACUGAUUUGAUGCGUAUGAUUGGCUUUUUUAAAGUUUAUUCAGUGUUGGAUAUGUGUACGAUAAUUCAUAGCUAAUAUCAUCCACAGAAAAACGAAUGUUCUACAAAACUGACCGUAAAUUCAGUAAAAAGACAGGGUAUCCGGGUCAUUUGAUGUCUGAAGCCUGCGAAUUGGAGUAUUGUCCAUAUAACAAUGAUACGGCUGAACAUGUUUCUAGAGAUUUAAAAGUUUCUUGGGCAAUAAUUUCCAGUGGUGCAACCUCGUACGAAUAUAUUAUGCUUUGUUAUUUUUUGUAUGUGUCAGCUUUCACUGAAAAUCGCUUUGGUUCUCGAGGGAGAAAGGGCAGUCGCUAGACACUAAGGACUAAGGAUAGAACUAGGGAGAGAGAUCCGGGAACUUCAUGUUUUACCCUUCUCCCUCUCAGACCGGUGAAAAAGAUGAUAACAUCUGUCUCACAAAAAGGGGUAUUUAGUUCCCCCAAACAUCUGUCUCACAAAAAGGGGUAUUUAGUUCCCCCAUUUGUCUAAUCUAGCGCAGUUCACCAAUACACAUGACUUUCAUUUCAGUA